Messenger RNA from Anguilla anguilla (European eel), 2435 nucleotides. Its product is annotated as fibrinogen-like protein 1. Gene Ontology annotation, biological process: angiogenesis; Tie signaling pathway. Gene Ontology annotation, molecular function: receptor tyrosine kinase binding. Bases 1230 to 2066 code for a protein of 278 amino acids. Lineage: Eukaryota; Metazoa; Chordata; Actinopteri; Anguilliformes; Anguillidae. The record is from RefSeq and is a predicted model, not a curated record. The transcript is spliced from 7 exons.
GUACACCAGAAAAACUUGUCCUGUAAGAUUUAAUAGCUUAACAGCCAUGUACUACUGGCAUAAUUAUAUUUUGUCAUAACUUAAUUGGUUAAUAAUUGCUCAUCCCAGACACACAUUUAGGAGCCUUCCUUUCUUAGGAAUUAAUUUUCAAAAAUAAAGGAAGAGAGUGGUUGUUUGCUUUGGGGUUAUUCCAAUCACCAUACAGUACAUCUGAAUAAUAUAUAGAUUUUAAUUAAUUUAACUGAAAACUUGAAUCCUUGACACAGAUUCCCAGACUUAGUCCUUGGAGCCCCUGUGUGUUAACUGUUUUUCAUUUAAGCUAACAUUCCAAUUCCUGAAAUAUGUUGAUGGUUUUUAAUGAGACAUUGAUGUUUAAUGAGGGAUUAUUUACCCUCCUGAUGUCUCCAUGUGAAACAUAUUCACUUUGCAAAAAUACAUUCAGUAAAAUCCCUUAAUGCUAAAUAUGUGGGCACCUGAUAACUGAGACAAAAACCAAGUAAACGGAUAUGAGCCAAAGAUCUUGAUCUUUGGAAAAUGUGCAAUAAAACAAUUGCAAUAAAUAUGGUACUUAAUUUGUUGUUAUCGCCAAAGUUUAAAAUACGCAGGUUGUAAAAAGUAUCCGAAGUUUUUCUACAUUUUAAUACACUGAAAUAUAGAAUACAUUUUAAUAAAUGAUGGAUUCAGAUUCCCAUUUAUUUUACCUUUAUUAUAACAGGGACUUCAAAUUUAGACCAACGGUCUCUUUAUCAAUGGACUCCUAUGACCUAUACAAAACCCAAACAUUUAAUGGACCAUGGAAUUAAUAAACAGCGGUGAACGUUAGAAUAUACGAGAACCAAAAGAAUAAAAUUGAAUCAUAUCAUUAAAGGAAACCAUUUACCAACCGCUUUUUACCAAUAACGCGACCUGUUCUCUAGUAGGGAAUCAGUUCUGUGUGACUUGGAGUUCAUUCCUUGCCCGUGUCGCAGACAAACUGUGAACUUACGCCUUGGUAAGGGAUUUAAAGAAUAUCCGUGCCCUACGUUAGGGGCGCACAGUGGAUCCGCUUCCUGGUGUGUAAGUAGCAAAUGGCGAGGCAAACGAUCUUGUUGACUGACGGCUGUGUCGUUAGUCAUUAUCGUUCUAAUAUAGCGCAUAGCGCACAGUCUGAGCGGGCAUUUUUUUUUCAAGCGUCAAAGUUGCAGCACGCUACAAGAACGGCUGACGGAUAGAGUGAAGAUUCUUGGACAAUGGGCGGAGACUGGAAUCCAAUUGGCUGUGGCAAGCUGGUCCUGCUUCUCUUUCUCAAUGUUCACGCCAGCAAGAAUUUGGUUCACCAUGGAGUUUCCCCUCUUAGCGGAACAGACUGCUCCCAGAUCAAAAGUCAACACCCUGAAGCCACCAGUGGGGUGUACAUGAUUAAACCUGCGGGUGUCCCAAAACCUUUCAAGGUGUUCUGCGAGAUGCGGUCGGACGGUGGUUGGACCGUGUUCCAGAGGCGUUCGGGAGGAGAAGUGUCCUUCCGGAAGAACUGGCUCGCCUACAAACGCGGAUUCGGGAAACGUAAGGCUGUAGGCGACCACUGGCUGGGGCUCCAGAGGCUGUGGGCGAUCACCAAAGCGGGGGGCAGUCGAUGGGCCCUGAGGGUGGACCUGUGGGACUUUGAAGGGGGGUCUGCGUUUGCGGAGUACAGCGACUUCAAGUUGGGAAAUGAGAGCCAGGCCUACGGGCUGAGAGUGGGGGAGUACUACGGCACAGCGGGUGACGCCAUCCGCGGGCUCCACCCCACCGACGGGCUGUGGCCCGGAAACGACCAGAACUGCCGCAGCUUCAGCACCCUGGACCGGGACGACAGCAGCUGCAUGUCCUGCGCGUUCGGCGACAUGUACAUGGACAACUGCAGCGAGGAGGAAGGGGGAGGGGGCUGGUGGUACAGCCGCCGCUGCGGGUUGGCCAGCCUCCACGGCGACUGGCACCCGGCCGGCAAGAACGAGUUCCGGGGGUCCGGCCUCUACUGGCGCACCUGGAAGGACAGGAACUAUUACUCCGCCCGUGCCACCCGCAUGAUGGUGAAGGCUCUAAACUAGAGCAGAACGGAGAUCGCGGACGGCCGUGUCAGAAGCUUACUGCCACUGCACAUGUAGCAAACCCAUAAUGCACCUAGGUGUCAAUCAGUCCCCCCCCCCCCCCGUGGAAAGGGGUUUGUAUCACUUUAAAGCCUGCCGUUCUUCAACAAGAAUUACACCACUCUGAUAUUCUCACUUCUUAUGCAGCUUCAUGUUAUAAUGCACUGAAAUCAUCCGUAAUGAUCAGUCUCGACUGAGUAAUAAUCCACACCCAUGUUAUUGGUAACUGCAUUAACCUUCUGAAACAGUUUUUUAUUUUUUAUUUUAUUUUUUGCUCAUACUUAAUGUAAACGUGAGUGAUAUAACAAAGUAAAUGGUUUGCACUCCCAA